Molecule: messenger RNA, 2529 nt
Organism: Dendronephthya gigantea
Lineage: Eukaryota; Metazoa; Cnidaria; Anthozoa; Malacalcyonacea; Nephtheidae
Product: TNF receptor-associated factor 2-like
Exons: 7
Coding region: 101-991 (296 amino acids)
Biological process (GO): tumor necrosis factor-mediated signaling pathway; protein K63-linked ubiquitination; regulation of canonical NF-kappaB signal transduction
Cellular component (GO): plasma membrane signaling receptor complex; cytoplasmic side of plasma membrane
Molecular function (GO): tumor necrosis factor receptor binding; ubiquitin protein ligase binding
Source: RefSeq, a predicted model, not a curated record
GAAAUAUUUCCGAUUACGGGGAAUCUUGUUUGGCCCGUUUUGAGUAUAUGGUGAGAUCAUCCUUUCUAAGAAUUAUCAAGUGAAAUAUUUAGCUACGAUAAUGCCCGGCAUAAAGAUCACUGAUGAGGAUCAAAAGAACCUUGAACAGGCAUUGAUCUGUACUCUGUGCAAACUGCUGUUGAAAAAUCCUAUUCAGACCGACUGCGGGCAUUUGAUUUGUAAAACUUGUGUUCAGAUAGUACUAAGUUGGUCAAACCCAAAAUGCCCAGAGGAUGGAACAAAACUCAAGGAGGAAGAACUGUUCCCGGAUAAAUUUAUUAAACGCAAACUCGGAGACUUGAACUUUCAUUGUCUUGAUGCUAGCUGUGGCUGGUUUGGAUGUUAUAAUGACAUUCAAAUUCAUACAAGUACAAUGUGUAAGAGUGUUCUUGCAAUUUGCAAAUUUAAAUCAUCGAGAAUGGAUAUUGAGCGACAAAAGGUUGUGUGUGAAGUGAUCACAGGAGAAUACGAAUUUCAUCCUAUGGACUACAACCACGAUGAGACACGGAACGGUACCUUGGUGUGGAAGAUUGAGGGCUAUGAGAGGAAGCGAGAGGAUGCGAUCAAUGGAAGAAGGGCCGUCUUGUACAGUCCACACUUCUACAGCGCUCAGUUUGGCUACAAAAUGUGCGCAAAAAUCUACUUCAACGGCAACGGAUUAGGAGAAAUGUCUCAUUUAUCUUUGUUUAUUGUUGUGAUGAGAGGUGACCACGACGAACGCCAAUCUUGGCCAUUUCAGAAAAAAAUCACCAUGAUGUUAAUGAAUCAAGCGGGUGAUGGUAAUCACGUCGUUGAUACAUUUCAUGCUGAUCCAGAAAGCUCAUCAUUCCAACGUCCCGAGUCUGAUAUGAAUGUGGGAUCAGGUUACCCAUUGUUCAUGCCUAUUGAUUGUUUAAAGCAUCGUCAACAUGUAAAGAAAGAUGUUAUGAUAAUCAAGAUCAUCGUGGAAUAGCUGUGAAUUGGGGAGUGUAUUAAAAUAGUCGACCUUUUGAGAUUAACCUAGUGUUUUGAAGCUGCAUUUUAUGCCCCUUAAGGCUGGUUCUCUUUAUCUCACCGACAUUUACUGAUGAAUGAAAUACUUUGCUAUUUUGAAAACAGUUUUUCGUCUUCAGUCAGCAACAAUUCAUCGGCUGGACUGGAUAAAGUCCGGUUCUCAUGCAUGCAGUAGAUCACUGAUAGUCAGUGAUGCCUAUCGUCGGUGAUUACUGCAUGAAUAUUUUAUGAGAACCAGGUUUAAUCAAUAAAGCUUCAUUUCAAUUAGCCUUAAGCACCAACUAUACGUUCAUUGUACCGUGAACGCAUAUUCAGCCAAAAAACGUGUAACAAUUAGGUUAAUUUCACAAGGUCUACUAUAAAUUGAUACACUCUCUGGCUAUAAUACCUAUAUCCUUCAAAAAAGGCCUAUUCUUAAAACUUAGGUUAGCCAAAAGUAUUUUGAUUUAAUGGCCUGCGCUUGCCAGAAAAUUCCAAGUUAGAAUUUCAAAGACUAGCCUUUUUAGGGUGUCCCCCCAAACUAUUGAAAUAAACUAUUGUUAGAUUUUGAAUGCUCUGAACUCACGAGUGGACAAAUCAUUAUUUCUAUAUCCGACAAAAAAGCUAAAAUCUACGGGCGUGUGUUCUAAACCUAAUCAAAUUUUCCUUGCUUUUAAAUUUAAACCCACAUGAACAAAUUUUAUUUGACAAUCUUAAUAACAAUAACAAUAAAAAAUUUACUAAAAAACCUAGGGCAUUUAAAUUCCAACAAUAGGGGAAUUCAAUAGUUUUGGGUUCUUUGGGACGACCUGUAUAUCAAAAUUAAGAGAGCAACGAAUAAUGGGUAACUCGACAUAUAAUGUUCUAUACAGGAGGAAAUUUUCUCCGCCACACUGAUGGGCCGAUGAAAAGCAUUUACGUGAUGUAAUAUUAGCGGUUUACAAGUUAAAUCAUCAUGCUGUCAAGCCUAAUUGAAGCAUAAUCAGCUGUCAGCCAUCGUUAGUUACCCAUUAUUUGUUCUAGCUCCAUUUAAAAACAUUUUGAAGGAUACAACGAACUCGAUUAGAAUCGCUUUAUGACUGCCUUAGAAAAGGCAUGAAACUUUCUGGCGAUUUUAUACGCAUUGUUUUACUUUUAACUUAAUUAAAGCUAGAUUUACGUAUUAUUAGCAUGCAGGAUAUUGUAAUAACAAUUUGCACGUACAUAAUGAUGCUUUAGUUUGGGAUAUAUUUUAAAUGACAUAAUGUGCAAAAGUUUUAAGUCAUACCAUUACCCACUGAGUUAUAAUAUAACUCAGUGGUCACACCUGGUAUUCAUCAUGACUUCAUUAUUACAGUUAAUACAAAAUGUGUUUGCAAGCAAACACGGUAACCCAAUAAAAUAAUUUAUCAUAUAAACAUUUGAAAUAUCUGAAAGUUCUGAAAGACAAACUAACACAACAUUUAGACAAAGUUGUGAUCAUUAGGGUAUGACCCACUAAACGUCUGCACAUUGUUGUAUAAUUACAAUAUUAUUACA